Calidris pugnax (ruff) is the source of this 2915-nucleotide messenger RNA. It is a transcript of the gene RSBN1L, whose product is annotated as round spermatid basic protein 1-like. Bases 1 to 2451 code for a protein of 816 amino acids. Lineage: Eukaryota; Metazoa; Chordata; Aves; Charadriiformes; Scolopacidae. The record is from RefSeq and is a predicted model, not a curated record. Gene Ontology annotation, cellular component: nucleus. The transcript has 9 exons.
AUGGCGGAGCCGCCGAGUCCUCUUCGUGGCGCGGUGUCGCCCGAGCCGGAGCCGUUCGGCGCCAGGCCGGCCCCGGACGCGAAGGGGGCGGUGGUGGCGGCAACGGCGGGGGCGGGCAGCAGGUCUGGCCCCUCCGGGGGAGCGGGGGGCUUCGCUUUCCCCUCACAACUGCCCCGGAAGCUGCUGUCCCCCGCUGUUUUGCUGCCGUCGUCCGCCUCCCCCUCCUCCUCGUCCUACCAGCAGCACCAGCACCGCCACCACCGGCACCGCCUGGCUCUGGCCGUCGAGGCGGGAGGCUGUGGCAGCGGCGGGGCGGCCGGCGGGAGCGCCAAGCCCAAGAGGCCGAAGGAGAAGCGGGACAAGGAGAGGAGGAAGCACGGGGCCCUGCCCGUGGUGGCGGCGGUGGGAGAUGGCGGCGGGGCCCUGAGCGCGGCGGGCCGGGAGGAGAACGGAGAGGUGAAGCUGCUGUUGUCGAAAGCUCAAAUCAAAGACAAAAUUAAAGAAAGGGAAAAGAAGCAAAAAGAGAAGAAGAAGCACAAAAUAAUGAAUGAAAUCAAGAAAGAAAAUGGAGAGAUCAAAUUAUUGCAGAAAGCUGGGAAGGAGAAACCAAAAACCAAUGCAGAAGAGCUACAGAUUAAAAAAGUGAAGAAGAAAAAGAAAAAGAAACACAAAGAGAAUGAGAAGAGGAAGCGUCCAAAAAUGUACAGCAAAUCCAUUCAGACCAUCUGCUCAGGAUUGGUUUCUGAUAUUGAGGAUCAGGAAGCCAAAGGCAUCAUAGAUGAUCAUCUUAAGGAUUUCAAUGGGAAAAAUAUGGAUCCCAAGAAGGACUGUGAGUCCAAGAUACCAGAGAACAGUGAGUUUCCAUUUGUCUCGUUAAAGGAGCCACGGGUUCAAAAUAAACUCAAAAGGUUGGACACAUUGGAGUUCAAACAGCUGAUUCAUAUUGAGCACCAGCCUAACGGAGGUGCAUCAGUUAUCCAUGCCUACAGUAAUGAACUCUCCCACUUAUCUCCUGUGGAGAUGGAGAGAUUUGCAGAAGAGUUUGUGGGUCUGGUUUUUAGUGAAAAUGAAAACUGUGCAGCUUACUAUGUAAUGGGUAUUGUUCAUGGGGCAGCUACUUAUUUACCUGACUUUUUAGACUACUUUUCGUUUAAUUUUCCCAAUUCACCAGUGAAAAUGGAGAUUUUGGGAAAGAAAGAUAUAGAGACAACGACUAUGUCAAAUUUUCAUGCUCAGGUAAAAAGAACAUACUCUCAUGGUACGUAUAGAGCUGGCCCAAUGAGACAGAUCAGCCUGGUUGGAGCAGUUGAUGAGGAAGUGGGGGAUUACUUCCCUGAAUUCCUUGAUAUGUUGGAAGAAUCACCCUUCUUAAAAUGUACACUGCCAUGGGGAACACUUUCUAGUUUAAAAUUAGAGAGUCGUAAAGACAGUGAUGAUGGUCCCAUUAUGUGGGUACGUCCGGGAGAACAGAUGAUCCCUGUGGCUGACAUGCCAAAGUCACCUUUCAAAAGGAAGAGAACUACCAAUGAAAUAAAAAACUUGCAGUACCUACCUCGAACCAGUGAACCCCGUGAGAUGCUAUUUGAAGACCGGACCCGAGCCCAUGCGGAUCACAUAGGACAAGGCUUUGAACGCCAGACCACAGCUGCCGUGGGGGUAUUGAAGGCUGUGCACUGUGGAGAGUGGUCUGAGCAGCCUCGUAUAACCAAAGACGUAAUUUGUUUUCAUGCUGAGGACUUCUUAGAGGUAGUUCAGCGAAUGCAAUUAGAUUUGCAUGAGCCUCCACUCUCACAGUGCGUCCAGUGGGUCGAUGAUGCAAAACUUAACCAACUGCGAAGGGAAGGCAUCCGAUAUGCCAGAAUUCAGUUAUUCGAUAAUGACAUUUACUUUAUCCCAAGGAAUGUUGUGCACCAGUUCAAAACAGUUUCAGCUGUGUGCAGUUUGGCUUGGCACAUCCGGCUCAAGCUAUAUCAUUCAGAGGAAGAACUUUCCCAAAAUACAAGUACUGUUGAAGCAGGGACCUCUGCAGACUCCAAGUCUUCGGUUAUUGGACUUCAGACUGACAGCAGAAUUUGUACGAUAAGCAAAAAUACCUCCGAAGACACCAAAUUUUCAGAUGCUCUGCAGACAAAGUAUCUGCAGCAAGAAUUUAUGCCGACAAAACACGAACCUAUUGCAUCUCACCGAAUAAAAGAAGAACCCAUGAAUGUUGAUCUUGCUGAAAAGACAGUGGCAUCUAAUGACGUCGGGGCCCAGAAUGUUCAGAGUAGGUUGGAUCACGUCGAAUUGGCGGCAUUUAAGUUGGAAAUGGAUUCUAAACUCGAACCUGGCACCAAGGACUUACAAGGCAAGUUAUGCCCCGGAGGUCACAUACAUCCAGAUGAUACAAGACAACAUAGUUCAUCGUAUCCAAAACUGCAUGGACAAAGAGAGGAUGAUUUUUUGUGCUGAAUUUGUAUAUAUGGUUUUAAAUUCCUUUUUAAAGUUAAUGAUGUAAUAAUGUAAAGAUUCAUAAAUUCUGUGAGGCAAGUUUGUGACUUGCCUUCGCAUCUGUUACAGAAAAUAGUUAUGUAGCUUUGUAACAUUCCUCAGUGCCUGUCCAUAACUGUGAAGUAUCAAAGCACUUAGGGCCAGAUGCACUGUAAACACUGCAGGUUUAACAUAAAGAAGUCUUUAAAUAAUUUUGAGUUGUAGGUUUUAGAGUAGAGCUGACAUUUAACAUAUAUAUUUUUUGUAAGAUGAGCCAGAAUUCUUUAUGACAAUUCCAGGCUUUUCCAUAGAGCUUAUUUAUACCAAUUUUUUCAUUUUAAAUGUGUCAGCACUGUAGUGUAAAUAUCUUUUUUAAAGAUCUUUUUAGUGUGAUUUAUACUGAAAUGUGAGCCGCUUAAUAAAGGUUCAUAAUAACAGAUUGGUUU